Molecule: messenger RNA, 891 nt
Organism: Solanum pennellii
Lineage: Eukaryota; Viridiplantae; Streptophyta; Magnoliopsida; Solanales; Solanaceae
Exons: 3
Coding region: 1-891 (296 amino acids)
Source: RefSeq, a predicted model, not a curated record
AUGUCGAAUUUAUCCAAACUUGAGUUUGUGGCAUUAGAUAUUUCUGGAAAGAAUUAUCUUUCAUGGGUACUCGAUGCUGAGAUUCACUUGGCUGCUAAAGGUCUUGAUGCCACUAUUACUCAGGGAAAUGAAGCAUCGAGUCAAGAUAAGGGGAGAUAUGACCACCUAAAGGCAACAGUGUUGCCAAGAGCUCGUUAUGAGUGGAUGCAUUUACGGUUUCAAGAUUUUAAGACCGUAAUUGAAUACAACUCUGUUGUAUUCAAGAUAACCUCCCAGUUGAAAUUAUGUGGGGAGACUAUAAAAGAUGAGGACAUGUUGGAAAAGACACUUACUACUUUCCAUGCCUCAAAUGUGAUAUUGCAGCAGCAAUAUCGUGAAAAGGGUUUUCAGAAAUAUUUUGAACUAAUCUCAUGUCUUUUGGUGGCUGAGCAACAUAAUGCUCUUUUAAUGAAAAAUCAUGAAGCUCGUCCCACUGGAGCUGCUCCAUUACUGGAGGCAAAUGUGGGGGGAGCACGUGAUCAAUCUGAAGUAAAAAGAGAUGAUCAUCGGGGCUAUAAUAAUGCACGAGGACGUGACAAAGAUAAGAGACGAUGCACUAAUCGUCGAGGUGGUGGUCAUAAUAAAAGGGAGAACAACAUGAGUUCUCAAAAUAACCCCUCAAAAAGCUCUAUCAAAAUUCCUUUAAAAAGAAUGGAAAUAAAAUUGGUGCUUCCUCUUCCAAAUGCUCGAGCUGAGUCACAUAUGACUCUUAAACAUGAUGAUAAGCCGGGAACAUCUCAGAAAUAUGAUAAGGAUGUUGAAGCAAAUUUGGCUUUAAAGGAUGAUGUUUUUGAUGGCCUUGGUGACAUUACUCAUAUGGAAGUUGAUGACUUCUUUGGAGAUCGAAACUGA